This is a messenger RNA of Saxophila tyrrhenica, 1401 nucleotides long. RefSeq lists its product as uncharacterized. Lineage: Eukaryota; Fungi; Ascomycota; Dothideomycetes; Mycosphaerellales; Extremaceae. The record is from RefSeq and is a predicted model, not a curated record. The coding region runs from base 1 to 1401 and encodes 466 amino acids. The transcript has 2 exons.
AUGCGUCUUAUCAACAUUCACACCCUUGAACUCAGGGAAUUUACAGGCCAGCCGCCUCCUUACAUAAUACUCUCUCAUAGAUGGACCAGCAACGAGCCGACUUAUAAGCAGUUCAGGAAGCGCAAUCCAGAGCAGGAAGAGGAGAAAGACGGAAAGGAAAAGGGCAAGGCGGAGGGAAACACAUUGACUGACAACCGGAAGAUUGAAGACUUCUGUGUUUUUGUCCAAGAGCAGCAAUUUAGGCAGACAUCCCACAAUAUUUUGCGGACCUACAACGAUAUCGAUGCUGGUACUCUUGUGCAGUGGGUCUGGGUAGACACAGUGUGCAUAGACAAAAGAAGCUCCGCCGAGCUCUCCGAAGCCAUCAACAGCAUGUGGCAAUGGUAUGCUCGCGCGGACAGAUGCAUCGUGUACCUCUCCGACGUCGAGAGCACGGCUGGAAAGGGCAGAUUUUCCAAGACUCGUCCCAAACGCGCGGAUCUAGACCAGUGGAUACAAUUCGAACUCAGCGCAUGGUUUACUCGCGGUUGGACAUUGCAAGAACUGCUGGCUCCAAGAUCCGUAACUUUCUGCGACCAACAUUGGUCCAUCAUCGGCGCUCUUCUUAACUUUCAUCCAUCUCAAUUUCGGCACAUCGGCCUCGCACAACACGUAUCGUCGGCGUCCGGUAUCGAGCAGAGGUACCUGCCGGGCAGCUACUCGGCGAAGACCGUCCAAGGCGCCUGUGUAGCAGAGAAGUUCAAUUGGGCAGCGAGAAGGAGGACCACGAGACCAGAAGACAUGGCCUACUGUCUUUUAAGACUCUUGGACAUCAAUAUGCCGCUGCUGUAUGGCGAAGGGAGCCAAAAAGCAUUCCUCCGUCUGCAGCACGAGAUCAUCCGGCAGUCCGACGACGAGUCCAUCUUCGCAUGGCAAAUAAGCGCUCGUCCGAAUCAGCCUUUUGGAUUGCUCGCACCGGACGUAUCGUGGUUUGAAAGGACCAGAAAGGCCGAGAAGAUUGUUGGUCGUGAUACAGACUAUCAAUCCAGACCACCAUACGCGGUAACGAACAAGGGUAUUCUGCUCGAGACGCUGGCGUUCAAGGUAACGCGCUCGAGGUUUCAUGAAGAUAUCUCCGGCCGGAUGGAGAGUCUGGUUUUCCACUUCGCUGCACUCGAUCCUGAAGACCCUGAUGGCCCUGAUGACUUAGUAUAUAUGAUUAAGCUAAAUUGCCGCAGCGCCACGCGCCAUUCCAGAUUUGAGAAGACGGAGAGCUGCAAUAUCAUCCUUCGGGGAGGAAGGGACAACCGUGUGUGGCGGGUUAUAGCGAAUACCUUGCAUCCGGAUGUCCGGGUAGUAAAAGAUGAUUCUAUCCAGGCUCGAUUCAUGAUCAAGCCUACGAGCGAUUGGCCGGAGUAUUGA